AUGUGGACUCUGUUCGUUCUUUGCAGUGUGAUCGCCACACAUGGAGUGCGAGGUGCUGAUAACAAGACCACUGAAGCAAUGACUCCAACAGCAUCCAGAGAUUCCUGCAGAUACAACUGUGGCAAACAGGUUGGGCAAUGCUCCUGCUCUUCAAGCUGUGGAUCCAGAGGGAACUGUUGUCCAGACUAUGAAGCUUACUGCUCAGCACCUACUCCGAGAAACAAAGACCCUCAAACUAAAGCCCAGCCGUCAUGUCGUUACAACUGUGGCCGGAACAUGGGAAGCUGCUCCUGCUCAAGCUCUUGUGAAUACUAUGGCAACUGUUGCUAUGACUACUACUCUUACUGCUAUUAUACAACUUAUCCAACUGCUCCUGCUCAAGCUCUUGUGAAUACUAUGGCAACUGUUGCUAUGACUACUACUCUUAUUGCCAAUGGAACACUGUCACACCCACCACAGACUGGGCCUCAUGCCGAUACAACUGUGGCUCGAACCUGGGAAGCUGUUCCUGCUCAAGCUCUUGUCAAUACAAUGGGAACUGCUGUUAUGACUAUUACACCUACUGCGCAGCCACAACCGACAUCACAACCUCAGCAAGGCCCUGUGGAGGCUCGCUGGUCGGCUCUGGCAACUUUGCCAGCCCAAACCACCCUGGAUACUACUACGACAAUGCCUACUGUGUGUGGUACCUCAAAGCUACAACAGACCAGAGAAUCUCCCUGGUAUUCACAUACCUGCAGUGAGUGCAGAGCAGACUGCUUUUUGGAGAUCAUUAUAUGGGCAGCAUUGUUACAGAUGGAGGAAUAUGAUGACAAAAAUAAAUCAGGAUCAUAA
Messenger RNA from Monopterus albus (swamp eel), 834 nucleotides. RefSeq lists its product as uncharacterized. Bases 1 to 834 code for a protein of 277 amino acids. NCBI's taxonomy places the organism in Eukaryota, Metazoa, Chordata, Actinopteri, Synbranchiformes, Synbranchidae. The transcript has 11 exons. The record is from RefSeq and is a predicted model, not a curated record.